AUGAGCAGCGCAACAUUUCCCUCUCCCAUUGCCGAGAUGGCAGAAAUAAACCGUAUUCACUAUGAUCUGGAGUACACAGAGGGCAUCAGCCAGAGGAUGCGCAUACCUGAGAUGCUCAAAGUGGCUCCACAAGGCCAGGAGGACUCCAAUGUUAACGCAAAGCAGCUUCCUCACAGCGUUACAAUGCAGGUCCCAGAACGAAUUGUUGUCUCAGGAGACGGUGAUGACAAGCAUUUUUCAAGGCCCAGAGACCUGGAUUUAAUCCAGUCGACACCAUUAGAAGCCCUGUCUCUAAAGACUCCUCCAAGAGUACUCACGCUCAGUGAGCGUCCUCUCGACUUCCUGGAGGAUGAGCAUAGAGCAGCUCCAGAAAAUGAAGCCAUGAUGCGACACCAAGGGCGGUCAAGACGCGAGCGCUCAGCUAGUGAGAAUACAGCUGUACGUCAUACCAGUCAACUGAUGCAUCACGAUUCAGCUGCAACAGCUUCCCCCCCAGCCUCUCUUCACCCACCUUUCCCUCCCAAUGUGAUCAAAGAAGAACACAACCUGUACAGCGCUAGUGGCAUUUUAUCAUUCCUCCAGUCCACUACACGUCGGGCCUACCAGCAGGUUCUUGAGGUCUUGGAUGAAAACCGCAGAAAACCAUCACUGCGAGGGGGGUCGGCCUCAAGCACCAACCCCCUGCAUGAUUCCAGGAUUGCAUUAGCAACAUAUGAAGGCUCUCUGGAUGGGGGAUCUGAUGACAUGACCGUUGUAGAUGCAGCAACACUGCGACGUCAGCUUAUCAAGUUAAAUCGACGGCUCCAGCUUUUGGAAGAGGAGAAUAAGGAGCGGGCAAAACGGGAGAUGAUCCUGUACUCGGUCACUGUGGCUUUCUGGCUCAUCAACACGUGGGUGUGGUUGAAACGUUGA
Molecule: messenger RNA, 912 nt
Organism: Nerophis lumbriciformis (worm pipefish)
Lineage: Eukaryota; Metazoa; Chordata; Actinopteri; Syngnathiformes; Syngnathidae
Source: RefSeq, a predicted model, not a curated record